Molecule: messenger RNA, 3451 nt
Organism: Patiria miniata (bat star)
Lineage: Eukaryota; Metazoa; Echinodermata; Asteroidea; Valvatida; Asterinidae
Product: protein FAM221B-like
Exons: 6
Coding region: 119-1216 (365 amino acids)
Source: RefSeq, a predicted model, not a curated record
CAACAAGCGCGUCAUAGGAUACAAAAUGGCAGCCCCCAGUUUCGUGUAAAGUUUUUGCGGAACUUGAAUCAACUAAUUCUGGUGUUUUUGAAGGGUUUUAUAGUUUACAACACACAUUAUGAGUUCACCUAGGCCAAAGUCGUCAAAGCCCAAAGCGUACCAAGCAGAGGCCCGAUCUGGCUCGGGUGCAACGAGGCCGAAGACCUCGGGCAGCGGAGUCCAGCAUAGAGGGCCGACCAGCAUGACCAGACAGACGAAGCAACCGCCCGUGGGAACAGCAGGCGCGUCCCGUUCCCAGCCGGCCAGAGCCCAACCCAAGUCAACGGGCCCAGGCACCAAGGCCCUAGUCCCACGAGGCUCUCGUAAUGCGCCGGGCCCAAUGGAAGUCUUUCGUAAUCCAGACAAGCGGAUCGCAAUGUCCAAGCAUAAUGGCCUACUCCAUCCGGAAGGUUACAGUAUGCGGCCCAUCAUCCCCGCUGAGAAGGCCGAGCUGAUAUCUGUCGCCCGCGCCAUGAACCGCGAGGAGUUUGGACCACGCCUCCAGAAACUGUUCCAUCCUGAGACAGAAGCAGCCACUGAGGCUAUACAAACCGGGGUCUACAUAGGUUGGAGAUGUCCAGAGUUCACCUGGGAUUGCAUCCGAGUUGGGAGGGAGUCCAGAUGCUUUUGUGGCCACAUUUUGAGUGAACAUGCACCGUACAAUGGUCGAAGUGUCCAGGUCCCCUGUCGACACUGCCCCUGUCGGGCAUUUGCCUUCAUCCCCGGCAGACCGGAGGACAUCGGGGAGUUUUGGUUCCAGCGACGGCGGGACUUUGAUCCGACGACAUGGCGUGCCAAGUGCCGCUGCAAACACACCCACGAAGAUCACGACUGCACUGGGAUCAGGAGGUGUAGAAUGAGAAGUUGUGGGUGCGGCGCGUUCAAUUCCAACUUCCUGUGUGCUGCAUGCAACAGACACUGGGAGGAUCACGUGACGGUGUUCGAAACAGAAACCGAACGACAUCAGAAAAAAAUCCCAUACGGUGAGGAUUACCUGCCGUUUGCCGAGAUGCCGGACCUACGCAACAUGGCCCUGACGGGUGUGGACAGCGACCCUGGGAUCUACAGAGAUCUGGUGGAGGGCCAGGGCAACAUACCGAGGGGCCGGCCGGCCAUCGGGCAGGACACCCCAGUCAAACCGCCCAAGAACAGUGGAUUCAAUCCGGUGUGGGACUGAUCAGACUAGCUAUGAGGCCUUUUCACACUAUGGUCCCGAUAACCCGAGGCCUUUCACAUUAUCCAAAAUCUCGUGAGUCCUCUUGUGUCCAACACAGAGAGUUUGAGAACCUUUUUUAUACUAGCAAGAAUCCAACACAGUUCUACAUGGGUCCAGCGCUCUGCAAGUGUAACCUGAAAAAAAUUACACACUAUGGGGAACUUGCACAAACUAAUACAACUAAACUAAACUUAGGAUCUUUGAAGGGAAAAUUUGCAAGGAAAGUGAAUUAAUAGGGACAAGAGCAAAAUUCUAAAUUUCAAACCAAAAAAAACCCAAAAACCAAAAAAGGGAAUUUAUUUACAAACAAAUUCAAGACUUAACAAAACUAAGUGAAAAAACCAAAACAAAAACCAAAAUAGGACUGAACUCAGAAAAAAGAGAGACCAAAACCAUGAAGACUAAAAACCAAAACAAUCUAAAACCAGAAACUUCAAACAGACCAAAAACUAAUACCAAGAAAACCAACACUAAAAACCAGAAGUUCAAACCAACACAGUGUGAAUUAAGUGGAUCUUAACUUUAGACUUGUGUUGAUUUCAACACGUGUAGGUGAGACGGGAGCAGAACUGCGUCCGAUUGAACACCUACACCAGUCUGUACAUUGGUUUUCCCACCCGUGGUGUCUGGGUAGAACCUCUCAGCUCAUGCCCCAACCAAGGCUGAGUUAUGCUGGUAUGGAAACAAUGUUUGAUUCUUUCUAGUGCCAAAGAGGUUUUCAAAAUCUCAGGGUUUAGUCAAUCUGGGCUGAAUCUUGAGAUUUCCAAUAGAGCGAAAGUAUACCUCUAGUUUGAACAAAUAGAAUAGCCAGCGCAUCUUCCGUAGGACCACAAUGCAGGGACAGUUAUAUAUGUAAAUCAAAUUUGAUCGAGAGUUAUAUCUCAUUGUCAAGUCUCAAAAAAGGCACUGUAAUGACACCAAUUUUUUGUUGGGGGGGGGGGGGUGUGAUGUGAAUUGAAGGUUAUUGAUGCAAGCUCACACGUUGCUGUCAUUUUAACAUUACUUUCACAGUUUUAAAUUUUUAGAUUGAAGGAGAGUGACUGCUCGUACAAUUUUGCUUCAGUAGAUGUGAUAUUUCUACAGUUUCACUUCAAACCCCUAGAUUAGGUCAUUACAGCAUCCUGACACUCGCUAAUAAAUACGGCCUAUUGAAAAUAAAUAUGCCACCUUAAAUAUUGCUGCUAUGUCUGUUUUAGGGAUAAAUUGUACACAUUAUGAGCAAACUACAAACUUAACGCUUAAGGAAUAUGAUGCACUUUGGAGGUUAAAAUUGUUCCUUAGGACAAACUGUUUUAGAUUAUCGAUUAGGGACAAAACAACAAUGAAUAUAAUACGGGAGAGGUGCCUGAGGGGGGCGUGUGUGUGUCAUUUUGUUGGCAAAAUUAAUUCUUACAUACUGGCAAAUUAUGCAACAGUCAGCCUUUAACAGCAGCGACAUUUUAGUGUCAGAUAGUGUCAAGUCCUGUCAACUGAUGAAAGCCUGGAAGAAACAAGGGAUCAACAAGAAAAAGUUAAAAAAACUUGUAAGAUCAGUAUUUUUUUGCCAGUGAUCAGGGGAGUCAGGUUGGCAUUGUGGUACUUUCCUCGCCUUCCACCGCUGUGACCCGGGUUCGAAUCCCGCCUGGGCCAAUAAUAUGGAUUGGGUUUUCAGUCCCUACCUGAUUUCGUGGGUUUUCCUAGAAUAUUCUUCUGGGCUUUUCCUCCCACCUCUAAAACUUUAAUUUCGUCUCAUUGUCUUCUCUCUACAGGUUUCUUCAGGCUUGCGAGCUACAUUACCUAGGGUACUCUUAAGGAUUCCUUGGUUUCAUUAUCAGAAAUAAAAUAAUAAUAAUAAUUAUAGUAACAACUUUUAUCCCAAGUGAGUACGCCAUAAUUUGUUGAUGCAGUCAGCUUAUGGAGUCUUUUUUGAACCAACUUCAAUUUUUAAUUUGUUCCUAGUGAAUGUAUAUAUUUUCAUUUGAGAUAAAACAGAAAUUUCUCAGUUGGAUUACAGGAACUUUAAAAGAAAAGAUUAAAAUCGAGAAUGCAAAUUCAAGGAUAAAACUAUUUUUGUAAAUAUAGUGUGUAUUAAAGAAGCCUUGUGUGUUCCAAAAAGUUUUAUAUUUUGUCAAAUAAAAAUAUAAUUUUUAUUUCAUAUUGUGGCUUUUUAUCUGUCUGCCAUUUGUUGGAUUAAUAAAUUAAAAGUGAUGCGAUCAA